GUGGCAGCGUUGGCAUCGUUCAGAGAAACCCUGCGCUGGGAAAUGAGCUGCGGUGGCUGCCUGUGCGCACUCCUCCACUCGGAUCCCUCUGCGCCGUCACCCAGCCGGUGAACCCGAGAGAAAGGCGUGUGUCACAGUGGAUAUAUGAGAGAGGGGAUCGGCGCGUAAUCCCGGAGAAGACCCAGUUCUCUCGGAGGAGGGGGUUGAGUAACGACAAGAGAAGAAGGUCCUGUCCAGUGCACUCAUCCGGACCGGGAAAGAGACGGGACCUCUGCGCUGUGAGGAGUCCUCUCUCCGGUCGGUGCCGCGCAGCAGUGCGCAGCAGAAGAGCAGCCACAGACCCGACUGACGCGCUGAAGGGACAGAGAGGAGGAAGGUGGUGGAUAUUUUACGCACAAACGCCUGACACCGCGAGUCUGCUACUCCUGCUGUAGGACCCCCUCAACACGGUCGGAUUUGCACUUGACUGGGUCCCCACGUUGGAGGAUGGAUUCAUUCAUCAUAGCGGCUCUGGCACUGUGCUCGCUGACGGCACCAGCCCUUGGAGACAAAGGCACCAGCAAAGCCCGGAGUUGUUCGGAUAUCAGGCAGUUUUACAGCGGGAAGGGUUUCCAUCUCGAUGGAGUCCCUCAGUCUGAAAUAUCAGGGGAGCACCUGCGCGUCUGUCCCCAGGGCUACACCUGCUGCACCAGUGAAAUGGAGGACAACCUGAUCACGCUGAGCCGCCACGAGAUGGAGAGACUUCUCAGAGAGGCCGGACGAUCCUUACAGACCUCCCUCACUGGACAGCACAAGGCCUUCGAUGGUUACUUCAUGGAGUUGCUGAACCGCUCUGCACUUGCUCUAGAUGAGACCUUCACCGCGACGUACGGUUUACUGUACAUUCAGAUCUCCCAGGUCUUCUCUGACCUGUACACGGAGCUGAGGCAAUACUAUCGAGGCAACAACGUCAACCUGGAGGAAGUGAUCAACGAGUUCUGGGCCAGGCUGAUGGAGAAGCUCUUCCAGCAGGCAAACAAGCAAUAUGUCAUAGGCGAGGACUACCUGGAGUGUGUAUCCAAGCAGAUGGAGACUCUGCGGCCCUUUGGAGACACCCCCCGGGUCAUGAAGACAACGCUCACAAGCACACUUGUGGCUGCGCGUUUCUUUGUUCAGGGACUGCAGGUCAGCGGGGACGUGGUGCGCAAGGUGUCCCAGCCGCAGUUGAUCCCGGAGUGCUGGCGGGCCCUGAUGAGGAUGACUUACUGUCCCCACUGCCGCGGCAUGGCCUCCGCCAGACCUUGUCCCAACUACUGCAGCAACGUCAUGAAGGGUUGUCUGGCCAACCAGGCUGACCUCAACACUGAGUGGAGGCAUCUGGCAGAAACCAUGAUGCAGGUGGCCGAUCGCCUUGAUGGUCCAUCUGGCGUGGACACCGUGCUCCUCUCCCUUCCCUCUCGCAUAUCAGAAGCCAUGCUUAAUAUGCAGGACAACUUGAUGACCAUCAACAGCAGGUUGAUCCAGACUUGUGGAAACCUCAGAGAGGGCGGAACCAGCAGCACGGGAGUCGAUGAGGCCACGAAGAGAGGGAGGGUCCCAGCAGUGGACCAGAUGGAAACCAGCUCCAGCAAAAUGGACAAACUGGUGUCUGACGUGACUGUGAGACUGAGGGACCUGCAGUCGUACUGGGUGUCCCUUCCAGCUCUGCUCUGCAGCGACAGAGUGGCCACUGGAACAGGGGCCGAGGAGAAGUGCUGGAACGGCAUGAGCCGCGCCAGGUACCUCCCCGAGGUGAUGGGCGAUGGCCUUGCCAGUCAGAUCAACAACCCAGAAGUGGAAAUCGACAUCACCAAGCCAGACAUGACAAUUCGUCAGCAGAUCAUGCAGCUGAAGAUCAUGACUCACCGCCUGAAGAACGCUCUCAACGGCCAGGAUGUGGACUUUCAGGACACCAGUGACGACGUCAGCGGUUCAGGAAGCGGCAUGUGCACCGAGGAAACGUGCUCCAGGGGCCCGCGUCUGAUCGAGCCGGUCACCGAGCGGCCCAUUCGCUACCGCAACCCUCCGGAAAACGAGAAGGUGAAGUCUUCGGCCAAUCACAACCUCCCCUGCGUCGCCACCUACCUGACUCCACUGCUCCUUUUGCUGCUGCGGCGAUAAUUGAGGGGGAAUCCACCGACUGGGACUGAGUAUGGGACACAGGGUUGGGGGAGGCUGAAUGGGGAGGGAGGAGGAGUUGGGGGUUAGUUACGUUGCCAAAACUAGGUAAAUACAUGAAAACAACAACAACGACAACAACCACAAAAAAAUCACUUGGAUGGACAUUCUUUUGGUUCUGGAUUAGAAAUAAGUGGAAGUGGGAGUAUUCAUAAAUGUUUUGAUCCGGCUCUCGUCUUUUAGUUCUCGCUAUAUUAUGACGCCAUUAGAGCUGGUCUUUUUGCAUCUUCUGUUUUGUUUCUGGUGUUUGGGUUCUCUGAGAUUCUAUCUGUACCUAAGACAUGUGUAAAAAAACCAUAUUGCUAACGGUAUGUUGGUGUUGACGCCACGGGGAGAGGGAGAACGGGGCUUUGCAGUGGCGCUCCGAUCCAUAUAAUAGUCUCUCCACUCCCUUUAAAACAGCACUUGUGCUCGGUAUAAUUCUUUAUUUAUAAAUCAAUCACAAUAAAAAAAAGCCUUCGGUGAUUUAAUGAUUGCAACGUAUUUCAAGGAAGAAAAGAACACAAACCUGGAUGAAAUUAAAUAUUUGUGACUUUCACAGGAGGAUAAUCUGAACGCGUUAAGCCUGCGAACAUCUCGCUGCGAGGAUGAGAGCGCCCUAUUGCAUCAGCACUUUCUGCCAUUUAAGCUGUAAUAAUAGCCGCGAUCACACUCACACUGACAUGAUCGUCUAAUCUAGGGGGUAACGUGACCCCCCCCCCCCCCCCAUCCACCACUCCAUCCAUCCACUCAUCCCUGCGCCGCUCGCCCUCCCCCGCAGUGGCAGAUCUCUCUCUCUCGAAAAAAAAAGGAAAAACCCCUGCUGGCAGUGUAGGAUCAACUCGAGAGUCGGGUGCAAGCGAAACGCGUGCUCGGCCGCGCCAGGUCUCAGACGACAGCGGCUUCCCACUAUAGAGCGCGGCGCUGCGUGUGCGGAGGGGGCGGGCGUCGUCAGCUGGUGAUUUGGGGAAACCGUGUAGCAUAAACAGAAAUACACAGAAGCAGAAACGCUGCUGUCAUGUAGCGCUUCUUCUUUUUUUUUGUCCUUCCAGUAUUCCUUUAACGUGCACGGCAGAGCAAAAACAAAUAUACAAUAUGCAUCAUUUUGUGUGCUCCCUGCGUUUAGCCUCUUCACUGCACCCAGCAGGGACGUAAGUGGGUUUUGUGAGGCAAACUUCUAUAGCAAUCGCAGCAGUGUACAUAAUUUGAUUGCUUCUUUGUGGUUUUUCUAGAGAAAAUAGCCAAGUAGGUAUCGAAAUGUUAUAAACGGCCAGAUCAUUGUAAGCCACGGCUCUUAUUUCUUUCAUCACCUGUCACAUUUCGUGUCUGCCUUCUACUUUCUGCAACUUUUUUUGUUGUUAUUAUCAGUGCCUCUUUCUUCCCGCCUCCCUCCUCACCCCCGCCCCCCCCCCCCCCCCCCCCCCGCCCUCCUCCCCCGCUCGUCAGCUAUUAUGACCUUUUAAAGCUUUUGAUCGUGCUUCGACGUGACGGCGAGGCAAUACGACAACGACACAGUGCUUCGUUACGUGUCAACCUUAGUGGGAAUGUUGUGGGGAACACAGUGUGUGGGUAAUAUUAGGGUUUUUCCCUGAUGAGAGGCUCGCUGGGUUAGGAGACGCGUAACCACGUUUUUUAAUUCAAAGAAAUGUCAACGCCCUCAUUUAAGAAUACUGUGUUCAGGAUGAUGGGACUAUGCUUGCAUAUGUGUGUGUGUGUGUGUGUGUGUGUGUGUGUGUGUGUACAUGUGUGUGUGUGUGUUGUGUGUGCUUGUCUUUGAUUGAUGGGGCAGAAGAGGUGGCCGACAAUAUGAGCGUUUAUACAUGUAGUUUGGAUGCCACAGAAAUGAAAUGUAUGAAAAAUGUAUUGGGCCCCCAUUGUAUUCUAGAGUGCUAUUCAACUCACAGCAACUGGAGAUUAAUAUAUCUCAUUUUACUAUAAUGAUAUUUCCAACCUACUACUUUAAUAACUCCCAAUCCGUAUGGAUCAUAUCUGGACUUGUCGGUAUUGUUAUAUGACAGAGAAAUGAAACGGGGGGUAUAUACAUAUGGAAAAACUCCUUUUAAUUCAUUAAAUCAUAACUUCUUCAGUUGGUGAGAAAAACCUUUAAGAGCUCAACAGUUGAUAAAACUGCAGAUCCAGGUUGAGGCUCUGUCGAAGGGUGAGGUGCACGUCUGUGGGAUUCUCGGUUUAACUACUGCUCUGGAAACAGGAGAGGUUGUUUUCACAUUUGUGAGCUGACGGUAUGUGUUGAUGAUCUGUUUUUCAAACGCUUUAUUAAUGACUGCUUUGUUGCUCUGCGCGGGUGUAUGUUUGUGUGUAUUUGUGUGUGUGUGUGUGUUAGUCCCUGGUUAAGAAAUCUGCCUGUGACUGCCUUUGACACUUUGUAUAAGGUUGGGGUCAAAUUUGAGAUGGAAAGAGACAAGAUGUAAGGACAUGAGAUGCAAAUGUUAAACAAAGAUCGAUAAGCGAGAGAGCGUCACACGGGUCGGCUCUGUUGUUGUGAACCCCUCUAUAAAAAAUCAGAGUAUGAAUGUGAACGCACACGACACGCCCUGUGAAGAAUGAGAAAUUACUCCGACAGCGAUGGCGACAUUCCAAUUCAACGACGACUUACGACUCGGACUUCAGUCUUUAAUGAGUCCCUCACGAUGUCAUCGGCUGAAAUUUGCACAACCCCCCCCCCCCCCCGCCACCGCCACGGCCACCAGCCCACACCCCUCCUCUAUUCCAUCACCUUUUUGAUCUCAUUAAUUUGUUGCUCAAAGUCCCCCCUCCCUUUUAUAAAAACCAGCACUUUUAUGAGGCCAAUAAAUGGCGUUGUCAGCACAAAGACAUCACAGGAUGGUCGAUCGAUACGUGAGUCAACACCUUCCACGGAUGACUAUUGAUCGGGGAUGUGUGUAUGCAGAUAGAUGUGGCCCAGCAAGACGUCUCCUCUCCAACUCUGCGGGAACAGUGUUAGAGCCCCUACGGGUGAGAGGAUGCAGGAGGAGUCUGUCCAGAGCGCUGAUCUCACAUCAGUGGCAGUGCGCCUCCAUCCUGACCUCAUUCAUUACCGUGGGUGGCAAAAAAAAAAAGGCAAAGCUGAUUAUCCGACCAUUUAAAACAGCUUUACGCUACGCUGCGUCGAGCACACGAGGUUUUUCUGAAAGGUGCCAAUUUAUUAAGAAAGAAAUUUUAAAUUUGUUUUCAUGUUUUUAUUUACUUUGUUAUCAGAAAUCUAUGGAGAGUUUGUGCUUACGGUGAAAGUAGAUGCCAGAAAGAGGAUGAAAAAUAGAAAUGUCUCAUUUGCUGUUGUACCUGAAAUCUUGUGUCAAUUAUAUACAUUGUAAGAUUUUCAA
Molecule: messenger RNA, 5516 nt
Organism: Platichthys flesus (European flounder)
Lineage: Eukaryota; Metazoa; Chordata; Actinopteri; Pleuronectiformes; Pleuronectidae
Gene: gpc1b
Product: glypican 1b
Exons: 11
Coding region: 487-2139 (550 amino acids)
Biological process (GO): negative regulation of fibroblast growth factor receptor signaling pathway; cell migration; regulation of protein localization to membrane
Cellular component (GO): plasma membrane; synapse; cell surface
Molecular function (GO): fibroblast growth factor binding
Source: RefSeq, a predicted model, not a curated record